Drepanopeziza brunnea f. sp. 'multigermtubi' MB_m1 is the source of this 1791-nucleotide messenger RNA. The record is from RefSeq and is a predicted model, not a curated record. NCBI's taxonomy places the organism in Eukaryota, Fungi, Ascomycota, Leotiomycetes, Helotiales, Drepanopezizaceae.
AUGACCUUCUCUUUUUCACCCAAAUCCCCAUCUUCUUACCCACAAACAUACAACCACAACAACUUGAACUUCAACCCCCGCAACCACAACAACCAGAAUCCAACAAACAAUCUCAGAAUAGCGACGCACGUCCACCAUGUUCUGAAUCCAGUCGUUCCGACUACUCCGGUACCCUCAGUCACCAUUUCGUCCCAACUCACCAACCAGUACCCCACCUCCACAAUUUUUCCCUCACCGGAAAAUCUGUCGUUCCACGUAGCCUCCAGCUUCGCAAUUCCCGACGACUUUAACAACUCUCCCGCCACCACGGAUUCUAACCCAAGAUGGCUUCCCUCCAGUUCAUCGAGCCUGCCGGCACAAUCUUCUCAGCAACCCCAGUAUCAGGAUCUCUCCCAUCGCGAGCCCAGUCCGCAAUCGCAACAUCAGGACUUCGUUCUGUUCGGGAGCUCUCCCAGCGUUCGCAGUACCCCUAGUCUGUUCAACACGCAAGCCACGCAAGACCAAUAUCGUCGACACUCAGCCCAUCUCAACUCUGCCCAGUCUUCGCAGAAUCAACGAGUAACCGCGAUCAUUCAAGCAACUGGACAUUCUAUCACCCCAUCGGUCCUCACCAAUCGGUUUAAUCUCCCUGCGCAGAGUCCUCAUCAGUUCUACGCUUCCUCCGCGUCCCCGUCUGCCGCGACCUUGCAGCGACAGCAACCGCAACAGACUCGUCCUCAAGUCCCCCUGUUUUCGCAAUCAACUGGCAAUAUCCAGCAAGCGCCCAACAUGGUUAUGCAAGGUAUAUUCACCCACCCAUUACCUGCGAACGCUGGUGACUCACACAUCCACGCAGAUAUGGAUCUUUUUGAACAAUUCACCGCCUUCACGGGUGAGGCGAUGACUCAGGGCUCAUUUCCUUCCGCCCACUCUUCGCCCGCCGUGCCAACCACGUACGAUCCACAAAUGAACCUGUCUUCCUCAAGCUCCACCAACAUGGAUACUAUCUCUCCUUCAGACUUGCACCGCGAUACCUUCGGGACUGCUCCGAACUCAUCUGCUUUCACGAAUCUGACCACUCCCGAAUCGCAGUACUACCAGUCGCCCGAUUUUGGACAAGUUGACGCUCCUCCCUACGACGAUCGAUCUGUUACCGGCGACGCAUGGUUUCCUCUCUUCCCUCAGGAUAAAAAGGCUGAAAAACAACAAACCCAAGUCAGCGAGUCUCCUCUUCUGCCGGAGGAGGAACUCGAAGUUUCAGAAGUACUCCGUCAUCGUCGCUCUGCCACUGCAUCUACUCAGCCUAGUGCUGGCAUCCGAAAGCGAGACAAGCCUCUCGCUCCAAUCGUUGUUGAAGACCCCCACGACCCGGUGGCAGUAAAACGAGCGCGUAACACUCUGGCUGCUCGCAAAUCUCGACAACGCAAGAUGGAGCGAUAUGUGGAACUCGAAGAUGAAAUCGAAAAGUUGAAAGCUGAGCGUGACCACUGGAAGGGCAUGGCUUUGAGUCGGAAUAUACCCUCUGGCGUGCAUCAGACUAAUGUAGCAGAAUUUUCAAAGUGUACAACAGUCACUGCGUUCUCCCUGAUACCAAUAUGUUUAGUCGUCGUCGCCGCCAUUAACAAGCCCAUCGUCACAUCCUCGCGCAUGUUUCCUAUUUUCAUGCCAUAUGUCAUCACUAUGAAACAUUUCCAACAGAACACAAGCUCUCCUUCUCUUCUUGUUAAAAGCCGCUGCAAGUACCCCCACUCCGAUCUUCAACUCAACACACAAUCUGCAGAGACCCUCACCGAAAAAUCCAGUAUCCCCUGA